GAUGCGACCUGUCUCCCUCUCUUUCUCGCUCCCCCUCUCAGACAGCCUGGGAACUGUCGGGCUCUCCCCCACUCUCACGCAGCAGAGAGCGGACUCGGAGCUCCGCGCCACUUUCCUCCUCUUUCCCUCCGCACUGCGAUUCUCUCCUGGCGGACAGUAAGCAGCCCCUCACACCUGGACACAGCGACCCCCCACGGGGCCACGGUACCGCGUUCGGGGGUGCUUCACGCAGACGACAGAAGAUGGACACCCGAGCCCAGUGGCCCCCGACCCGGCGGGGAGGGAGACGCGGGCAGUGAUGGGACAGUUUUCGGGAGGAUGCUACCUGAGUUUUGGCAUCCUCGUACUUCUCGGUUCGCGAGUCCCGGCCACGUUAGCCAGAGGCCCCCGAGGGGAAGCCCUGCAACAUGGCCAGUCCGGGACCCUGCCUCACUUCCUGGAGGAGCCGGUUGAUGCUUACAUCAUCAAGAGCAACCCCAUCAAGCUCCGGUGCCAAGCCCGGCCCGCUCUCCAGAUCUUCUUCAAGUGCAACGGAGAAUGGGUCCACCAGAGCCAGCACCUGUCUCAGGAGCACACUGACAUGGGGACAGUGUGUCUCAGUGUGUCUCAGGUGUGUCUCCAGGGUGUGUCUCAGGUGUGUCUCAGUGAGUUCAGGGUUGUGUCUCUGGUGGUUGUCUCAGGUGUGUCUCAAGGUGUUCUCUGUGUGUCUCAGUGUGGUAUCAGGUGUGUCCCUUUGGUGUCUCAGUGUGUUCUCAGUGUGGUCCUAGCUGAGUCCUCAGUGUGUUCAGGUGGCUCAGGUGUGUCUCAGGUGUCGUCCCUCGGUGUGUCUCCAGGUGGUGCGCGCGGUGUGUCUCAGUGUCUCAGUGUGUUCAGUGUGUCUCAGUGUGUCCUCGAGUGUGUCUCAGUGGUGUCUCAGGUGUGUCUCAGUGUUCUCAGGUGUGUCCCUGUGGUGUCCCCCGUGUGUCCCUGA
This is a messenger RNA of Notothenia coriiceps (black rockcod), 970 nucleotides long. Lineage: Eukaryota; Metazoa; Chordata; Actinopteri; Perciformes; Nototheniidae. The record is from RefSeq and is a predicted model, not a curated record.